ACAGUUGAGUUCUCAGAAAAGAAACAUACACAACACACGAAAACGAAGAGGGUGAAUAUUUCAAGAGAAUACACAGUGAACUGAUCAUCAUCAUUCAUCACUGAUAAUCUGAUCUCGCCAUUUGUUUUGAUGAAUGAAGCUCCGCCACCUGUGCCUCCAACCGGCUUGCUCAAACGCUGCAAGUUCAUUUGGCGCCUUCUCAUGCUCUCUAAUCUCGCGCUUGGUGCUUUUCUAUUUGCAAGGGCAAAACGGAGAGAUUCUAUGGAAACUCAUAGAAGAACAGCACAUAAAUUGCACAAGGGAAAAACUAUUGAAGUUCCUCCUGAGCCUGAGCCUGAGCCUGUCCCAAGGUCAAUGGACAUAAAUUAUGACGAUUUCCUUGUCUCUGCCGCAACGCCUGCGGAAGUGCGGGCUCGUAUCCCUGAAGAACAACAACGUGAAGUUUUCGAGUGGAUGCUGGAAGAGAAAAGAAAGGUGAAACCUAAGGACCCUGCAGAGAAAAAACAAAUUGAUGAAGAAAAGGACAUUCUUAAAGACUUCCUCCGUGCAGAGUCACUUCCAAAGAGUUAACCUGCACUCUACUAGUAGGAAAUUAUUUUUUGUUGGAUAGAAAUGGGUUAAUGGCAUUGAAUUUCCAAGAUUUAGGGAAGCAAGCAUCAACUUAAUUUAAUCUAAGUUUGUAUUCAUAUCGUCAGUUUCCUGAGUGGUUUGAAGAAUGUAUCUCUUACUAACAGGUCCUUGGUUUGUGUUCAUACCAGCUGAACAUGUUAUGAAACACAGGAUAUUCUGUAAGAAUAUUAUUGGAGUCACAUCAACAAUUUCAUUGAAAAUUAGCAACAUUAUCCCUUACUAA
This is a messenger RNA of Lotus japonicus, 853 nucleotides long. RefSeq lists its product as uncharacterized. NCBI's taxonomy places the organism in Eukaryota, Viridiplantae, Streptophyta, Magnoliopsida, Fabales, Fabaceae. The record is from RefSeq and is a predicted model, not a curated record. The coding region runs from base 130 to 570 and encodes 146 amino acids. The transcript is spliced from 2 exons.